This is a messenger RNA of Aethalodelphis obliquidens (Pacific white-sided dolphin), 2701 nucleotides long. RefSeq names its product titin-cap (gene TCAP). Bases 1740 to 2243 code for a protein of 167 amino acids. The record is from RefSeq and is a predicted model, not a curated record. Gene Ontology annotation, molecular function: protein-macromolecule adaptor activity; structural constituent of muscle; titin binding. NCBI's taxonomy places the organism in Eukaryota, Metazoa, Chordata, Mammalia, Artiodactyla, Delphinidae. Gene Ontology annotation, cellular component: Z disc. The transcript has 2 exons. Gene Ontology annotation, biological process: cardiac muscle contraction; detection of muscle stretch; sarcomerogenesis.
AGCCGUCACAUGACACACCCUCGCAGAGCCUCGCAGAGCUGGGAUGGAGUCAGUGGAGACCCAGUUCCUGGAACCACCCCCAACUUCCUUGAAUGGUUCAGCUGGGCAGAUGACUGGUCAGAGAAAAAUUCCCCGCCUCCCUGCGGGGUCUCUGGGUCUCCGGUGAGGGAAGGUCAGGUUAAGGUCUCCAGCCCAGGAUUGGGAGGAGGGAGGUAGGGAGAGACCUGGCAGUACCCACAGCAGGCCUUGGUUGCCACUGGGGUCCCAAGGCUGGGGUCCGGGGGGAGCCUGGACGUGGGGCCUGGCCUUCCAGGUCACUGAUGCACCUCCGGGAUCUGGGCCUCUGGGCUCCACUUAACCUCCCGUCUCUGCCCCAUCACACUGGGGCCACCAGAAAACCUGCCCUCCCCCCUCCCUGCCUUCAGGCUUCUGGAGGAGCUGACUUGCUUAGAGCCAGGGCUGGGGGCGGGGUCUCCUCUUGGUCCUGGCUAGGUGUGCGACCCUGGGCAAAUCUACCUCUCUGAGCCUCCAUUUCCUACUUUAUAAAAGCUUUUGUAAGGUUAAAAGAUACCAAGAAUCAGGUGUAGUGCUCAGUAGUCAAGAGGAUGCAGUUCUGCCCCAGGUGGUGCCCACAGGCCUUACCGCUAAGUUCUCAUCUCAGCUCCUGUCCCUGCCUCUCUUAGUGCCCUUUGCUUUGUCCACUCAGCGACGCCCUUAUUCUUCCUCCCCCAUGCCCUCCACCCUGUGUGCCAGCUUGCAGCAGCACGCGCCGCUGCUCUCAGUGCUGGGCUGUCCUGGCAGCCCUCCUACUGGCCUUCUCCCUGGGGAUGAGAGCCAGGUCCUGCCCAGUGGCACCCUGGAGCUGGCAGGACCCAGAACUCCUCUGGUACGGCCAUUGUGAACAGAAAGGGGGCAAAGUGAGGCCCAGAGAGGGGUAGAAGCUGACCCGUGGUCACAUAGCCCAUUUAUGGCUGCUUUGGGGCUAGAGCCAGACCUGGCUGCCACUCCCUGGAGCCCCUGGAUUCCCACCUCACCCCACCUGAGGUGUUGCGGUAGAGCUGGGGCCACCUCCCACAUCUGCUCCCCCCACCCUACUGGCCUGACGGGAAAGGAAGACACCUGGCAAAGGUUGGUGUCCAGGAUCCCACGUGUGGAAUUAACUUCUGUUGCCCCUGCUGGUGAGGUGGUGAUCAGGGGCCAGGCCUUCAGGGGCGGAUGCCCGAGGACGUGGCGGCACUGUCCCUGCUUGCUGAGGGGAUAGUCAGGGGAUGUGCCCUUGAGCCCAGGCAGUGGGGAAGGACACGAUGGCCUGGUACAGAGCCCAGAGGGGGCCUCGGUUCCUGCUCUUUCCUGCUCUGUUUACAGACAAGCCGCUGUCCUCCCUGGGUUAGGGGAAGGGGUGGGGCAGAGGGCAAGUGCCAAGGUGGCACGAGGCUGGGCACGUGCCUGGUCCCAGACGGUGUCUGAGGAGUGUGAGACACCUGGAGGUGUCACGCUGAGGACCCCCGCCCCCACAGGAGCACCUUGAGCUCUUCAGAAGCUGACCUCUGACCUGGGGGCAGCCAGAGUCCAGGUACCCCAAGCCCCGCCCUGGGCCCGGAAUCCCCCAGCAGUGAGUCUUGGCUCUGCUUGUAGCAUCUGACGCCAGAGGGCCUGAAAAUAGCCCCUGGAGGAGGGGGAGGAUGGGGCUAUUUAAAGGGCAUGGGAGGAACAGAGCCCAGAGGGAGUGAGCGGUCAUCAUGGCCACUUCAGAGCUGAGCUGCCAGGUGUCCGAGCAGAACUGUGAGCGCCGAGAGGCCUUCUGGGCUGAGUGGAAGGAUCUGACGCUGUCCACACGGCCUGAGGAGGGUUGCUCCCUGCAUGAGGAGGAUGCCCAGCGGCGGGAGACCUACCACCGGCAGGGGCGGUGCCAGGCGCUGGUGCAGCGUUCCCCCUGGCUGGUGAUGCGGAUGGGCAUCCUGGGCCGCGGGCUGCAGGAGUACCAGCUGCCCUACCAGCGGAUGCUGCCGCUGCCCAUCUUCACCCCUGCCAAGGUGGGCUCCACCAAGGAGGAGCACGAGGACACCCCCAUCCAGCUGCAGGAGCUGCUGGCACUGGAAGCAGCCCUGGGUGGCCAGUGUGUGGACCGCCAGGACAUGGCCGAGAUCACCAAGCAGCUGCCCCCUGUGGUGCCUGUCAGCAAGCCCGGCGCCCUGUGUCGCACCCUGUCUCGCUCCACGUCCCAGGAAGCACAGAGAGGCUGAGAGGGACGGUGACUUGGGCUCCACAGUGCCUGCCCUGGGCUGGGCCCUUCCUGGCUAGGACCACGGAGGGGAGCUGCUGGCCAUGGAAGCUUUGUAGUUUGCCCAGAAUUGGGGGCUAGGGGAGGUGGAAGCCAGAGGCCAGGAUGCCUGGGUCUCCUGAGUUCCCACAGGGAGGGAGCAAAGACGGUGGGCACUAAGGGUGGAGUGCUGGGGGCCAGCACAGCUGAGUACCCCAGGAGGAAAGGCAGAAAAUGCUGGUGAGGGUAAGAGGUCCCUGAGAGGAGUGACCCCAGUCCGGAAUCCAGCUUCAGAGAAGGAUGAAGAAAAAGCAUAAGGAAUGCUCAGGGAAGGAGGCCUGGAGAAGAGCGGAGGGAGGGGGACGUGAAGAGGGCCGAGGCAGGGUGGAGCUCCCAGCACCCUCUGUUAGCGCUGCAAUAAAUGCUCAAUCACAUGCCAGA